UUUCCAAAGCGAUAGAGGCAGAUUCUGGUGCCAUCGAUGAUGUGAACGGAUCUGAAGACGAUUUUUCCAUCAUGGCUCACGGACCCUUUCGGCAUAAAGAUAAUGGAGAUCUAUCACGAGUAUAGCGAGUGGCGUUUAGCAGAAGAUUACUGCGGACUCCACGCGUGUCUAGCAGCCUUGAACAAUCGAGAUGCAUAUCAGAAUGCCCCAAGGCUCUCGCAACAUGUUGCACGACUGAUCAAGAGCGUCAAACCUGACGAAAAACAGCCUUCUGAUACGCAAUAUGCGUUGAUGGCAGCCUUUUGGGCACUCAUAAGAUGGUCACUCGAUCCCUCCAAAGCUUCAUACGAUGCGAUACCGGCAUUUUAUCGGCCCAGUCCCUGGCAAUACUUUGUGAUGCAUGCGCACGUCGUUGAUUUCGCGCCUCCAGUGCACCAGCGAGAAUACCUCUGUAGGAAACCAAAUCCCGAUUUGUCUUGGCUCACGGAAGCUUGCAAGACUAUAGAGGUUGUGUGGGAUCGGAACAAGAAUACAUUUAGUCAUGACCCUCGGACUGGUCAGUACGAUUUGAGCGCCGAAUUCAAAGCUGAGAUUUCGAGGCUGGAGAGUUGGACGUGGGGACCUUCAGUCAGAGCUUAUCUUCCCAACGCAGAUCAUUACAUGCGCAUACGGCAUUGAGAGCGGCAAAAUGAAACUUUGUAUCAUGUCGUCUGAAGUGCGCCCAUCAACAUGAGAUUGCGAAUCGAGGCUUCGUCUGGUCCAAGAAUGGAAAUUUCCAAGGCGCGUCAAGUCCAGCAUCCUUGUUGAAUCACAGGUCUCAUCACU
Dissoconium aciculare CBS 342.82 is the source of this 825-nucleotide messenger RNA. RefSeq lists its product as uncharacterized. The record is from RefSeq and is a predicted model, not a curated record. Lineage: Eukaryota; Fungi; Ascomycota; Dothideomycetes; Mycosphaerellales; Dissoconiaceae. The transcript has 3 exons. The coding region runs from base 103 to 678 and encodes 191 amino acids.